Molecule: messenger RNA, 303 nt
Organism: Thlaspi arvense
Lineage: Eukaryota; Viridiplantae; Streptophyta; Magnoliopsida; Brassicales; Brassicaceae
Source: the annotation of a GenBank genome assembly
AUGCUCCAUAGAUCUUCGUCUGGAAAUCGGCUAAGAGGAGGACCUCAAAUGUUCCAGUUGAGUUUAGAUGGGAAGCGGCUUUACGUCACUAACUCACUUUUCAGUGCAUGGGACCGUCAGUUCUAUUCUGAAAUGUUGGAGAACGGUUCACAUAUGCUGCAAAUUGAUGUUGAUACUGAGAAAGGUGGCCUUACGAUAAACAACAAUUUCUUUGUAGACUUUGGGUUGGAACCUGAUGGCCCUUCCUUGGCCCAUGAGAUGAGGUACCCUGGUGGUGAUUGCCCUUCAGACAUAUGGAUCUAG